AUGGACGGAAAAAAAGUUUUAGCAGCUGAAGAUGAUGCCUUUGCUAUGAAAAUGUUUUCUACUAUGAUGGGAGCUCUUGGCUAAUAACUUGAUCAAGCUAAUGAUGGAAAAGAAUGCUUAUCUAAAUACCAAGCUAAUCCUGGUGCAUACAAAAUUAUAUUUAUGGAUUUACAUAUGCCUAAUAUGGAUGGAUAUGAUGCAACUAAAGCUAUUAGGGAAUUCGAAAAAUCAAAGGGAUUAGCAAAAGUAAAGAUUAUUGCCAUGUCAGCAUAUGAAGAUGAUGAUACUAAAUCAUAAACAUAAUCAACUGGUAUGGAUGGAAUUAUCAGUAAGCCAGUUAAACCUGCUGAAUUGAAGAAAUAUUUGUGA
Tetrahymena thermophila SB210 is the source of this 369-nucleotide messenger RNA. Its product is annotated as sensor histidine kinase response protein. Gene Ontology annotation, biological process: phosphorelay signal transduction system. The transcript is spliced from 3 exons. The record is from RefSeq and is a predicted model, not a curated record. NCBI's taxonomy places the organism in Eukaryota, Ciliophora, Oligohymenophorea, Hymenostomatida, Tetrahymenidae.